Messenger RNA from Fonsecaea multimorphosa CBS 102226, 2256 nucleotides. RefSeq lists its product as uncharacterized. The record is from RefSeq and is a predicted model, not a curated record. The coding region runs from base 1 to 2256 and encodes 751 amino acids. The transcript is spliced from 2 exons. Lineage: Eukaryota; Fungi; Ascomycota; Eurotiomycetes; Chaetothyriales; Herpotrichiellaceae.
AUGCCUCCGCCUCCUCCACAGACAGAGUCAUCUAUGGGUUCGAGGACCAUGAGACCGCAACGACCGCUAUUGCCCAGAAUCGAUCCUACUGUCGGCUUUCGACCUCCAGUACUUCACGGCGAGCUGACGCCUGCAAGCAGCGGACAUAGCUCACUGAUUUCUCCCGUGAGUGCGACUUCUGGUCCUCGCUCACCAGGACCUGCCAUCCGCAAAGCAUCGAUACCGGGACCCCGACGUCCACCAUCGCCAGAAUUGACGAAUCUCGACUGUGCAUUUCCUCCGUUCCCUCUACCUUCGAGAGCUGCCACGACACGAAAGCGAGAGAGAUCUGCAACUCAUCGCAGUGAUACAAAACAACCUAAGUCUCGUGAUGUUCACAAGGGGUUACCCAUAGGCAAUAGACCAUACCCGCUUUCAAGAGAAGGAUCAGACAAUUCGGUGACAACGCUGGUCAAUGAAGCACCAAGACGGAAGCAGUCUCGUUCACCAAGCCCAGGAACUGGAGGAAGGCGGCCUAGGAGCACAGAAAGGGUCGGUCACCAACAGAAAGGUGAAAAGCCGCCAGGAAUCGAGCCAAUUUCACCAGCGGUGCUUUCAGCAAGCCAGGGCGAUGGCGUCCCCGAAAUUCUGCAUGCAAGGACCUUCACGCCUGAGAUUUCGAACUCUGACGCUCAGCGAGAGCCUGCCAGCGGCACAAAAGUAGAUCCCGGUCUCAGUGCUUUUGAUUUUGGUGGCUCGGAAACCAACAAAUUCAAAUCGCAAGCUGUGGCCGAUGCGCCUAGACUGAUUGACGAGCGCUCCAGAGCUGACACUGAGCCUUCGUAUAGAACGAAAAGACCUCCACCACUGUUCAGCAACCAGGAGGUCAUGACCCUGGUCAAAUCACCUACGGAGCCCCAGCCGUCCCCAGUUGGUAGCUUGACAAGAGGGUUGGGCCGAUUGUUCGGCCGACGACGGUCACAGUCUGCCGCAUCACGCCGGGAAGUGGUGCGACAAGCUCUCAGUGACGAGCCGGACAUCCACGAUAUUUCCUUUGCUGGCCGAAGUCUCGUUAGUCCCACUAGCGAUCGGUCAUUUAUUGCAGCAGAACCGUCUCCUCUUAGCAUCUCGCUAUCGGCAUCACCUAGACCUUCACUGGGCCAUGAGGAAUCACUGAAGGCACUCGAAGGAUUGACACCCGAGCCGGUCGCUGUCGCUCCUCCGAUGGUUGUUGUGGAACCAGCAAUCGAAGACCCGCCGCUGAAGUUUACUCCCUCUGCUGAGACCGACAAUACUAAAAUCCCCGAGACGACGGACGUCGCCGUGGUGUCGCCUGAUCCCCAAGGUGCAGAGCUCAUUGAGGUUCUUCGGCGGGUAUCUGUUGAUUCGGCUUCGUCUUACGGUUCGGUUGCUUUCUCGGAGAACACAGCCAGCUCCAGAUCGAGCUCGCCCCAGACCGAGCACAUGGCGAGCCAAGCAUCUGAACCAUCAAAUGCCGGGCUACUCAAGCCUGGGGAGCCUGAUGUGCCAGCACCACUAAGACCAAAGAUUCCAGAGCUUUCGCCCGAUUCACCAACGGAUCCGUUCUUCCAGCAAGGCCGCCUGUCCCCAAUUCCAGACCUUCCGAAUCACGCAUCUGACUCGACUGGCUCGUUAGUAUCGAUAUCCGUGGGUUUACAAACAAGCCCUAAGUCAACCGAUGAACCUCAGGCAUCAUUGGGCAGCAGUACCAAGUCCACAGUUCCCAACAAAGGCGUCUGUCGCGGCUGUUCUCAGCUGAUACUCACGGGGCAAAAGUCAGUGUCGAGCGCAGACGGUCGGUUGACUGGCCGGUAUCACAAGGAGUGCUUUGUGUGCCGAGCGUGCAAGAUUGCAUUUCCCACUGCCGAAUUCUACGUUCACGAUGACCAACCAUACUGUGCUCACCACUACCACGAGCUAGAGAAUUCUCUUUGUGCUACGUGUGGCAAAGGAAUUGAGGGCCUGUACAUGGAAACCGCCAAUGUGGCGGGGCGUGGGAAAGAGAAGCAUCAUCCGGAAUGCUUGAAGUGCACAACUUGCAAGGUUCGACUGGACCACGACUAUUUUGAACUGUCCGGGAAGGUGUAUUGCGAACGAGAUGCGUUUCGGCUUGCAACUUUACCAAGAGCCCACGACAAUGCUCCCAGCCGCCCGAGCCCAUUGGUUCGAGAAUACAUCUCCAGUGGAGAUCCUGGACUCGUGAAGGGCAGGAACUUCCCUGAGCGAAGGACGACCAGAUUAAUGACGACGACAUAA